Linepithema humile (Argentine ant) is the source of this 1125-nucleotide messenger RNA. It is a transcript of the gene Tcs3, whose product is annotated as Probable tRNA N6-adenosine threonylcarbamoyltransferase Tcs3. Gene Ontology annotation, biological process: tRNA threonylcarbamoyladenosine modification. Lineage: Eukaryota; Metazoa; Arthropoda; Insecta; Hymenoptera; Formicidae. The record is from RefSeq and is a predicted model, not a curated record. Gene Ontology annotation, cellular component: EKC/KEOPS complex; cytoplasm.
UCGUAAUUUGUAAACAGAUCACGAAUGAUUGCUGACGGUGAAUGUUACGUAUAUAUUCGUUUAAGUAUUCAUUUAAUCACAUUGAGACGGAAGAAGUAAAAAUGGUAAUUGUUGUCGGUUUUGAGGGUAGUGCAAAUAAACUAGGUGUGGGAAUAAUUCGUGAUCAGCAAGUAUUAUCGAAUAUACGACAUACUUAUGUUACUCAACCGGGAGAAGGUUUUCUACCUCGAGAGACAGCACUACAUCAUAGAAAAUUUAUAUUAGAUAUUUUGCAAAAAGCCUUAGAUGAUGCAAAAAUUAACUUGAAAGAUAUAGAUGUUGUUUGUUAUACAAAAGGACCAGGAAUGGGAGCACCUCUAACAGUUGCCGCUGUAGUAGCUAGAACUAUUGCUCAAUUAUGCAAUAAACCUAUAGUAGCAGUCAAUCACUGCAUUGGUCACAUUGAGAUGGGACGUUUAAUCACUAAUAGUGAAAAUCCUAUUGUUUUGUACGUUUCUGGUGGAAAUACUCAAAUUAUUGCGUAUUCUCAACAGAGAUAUCGCAUUUUUGGUGAGACAAUCGACAUAGCGGUUGGAAAUUGCCUAGAUAGAUUUGCAAGACUAUUGAAGCUUUCAAAUGAUCCCAGUCCUGGAUAUAAUAUAGAACAGUUGGCAAAAAAGGGUGGAAAGCUAGUACCUUUGCCAUAUGUUGUGAAAGGGAUGGACAUAUCAUUCUCUGGUAUUUUAAGUCACAUAGAGGAACAUCUUUUCCAAUGGUUCGAUACGAAAACUUUUACUCCUGAAGAUUUGUGUUUCUCCUUGCAAGAGACUGUGUUUGCCAUGCUCAUUGAAAUUACAGAGCGCGCAAUGGCUCACAUAGGAUCAAACGAGGUACUGAUAGUCGGUGGUGUAGGAUGUAAUGAAAGACUGCAAGAAAUGAUGGGUGUCAUGUGUAAAGAAAGGAAUGCGACUCUUUACGCAACGGAUGAGCGAUUCUGCAUAGACAACGGUGUUAUGAUCGCGGUUGCUGGAUUGCUGCAGUAUAAAUGUAAGGGCAGCACUCCUUGGAUGCAAACUACUUGCAUUCAAAGAUAUAGAACGGACGAUGUACAUGUUUUUUGGAGAGAAUAAAACAUUUUUAAAUAAA